Messenger RNA from Mytilus californianus (California mussel), 2159 nucleotides. RefSeq names its product small conductance calcium-activated potassium channel protein-like. The record is from RefSeq and is a predicted model, not a curated record. Gene Ontology annotation, cellular component: neuronal cell body; plasma membrane; neuron projection. Lineage: Eukaryota; Metazoa; Mollusca; Bivalvia; Mytilida; Mytilidae. Bases 640 to 2031 code for a protein of 463 amino acids. The transcript has a single exon. Gene Ontology annotation, biological process: potassium ion transmembrane transport. Gene Ontology annotation, molecular function: small conductance calcium-activated potassium channel activity; calmodulin binding.
UAGAGUUUGUUAACACAGAAUAAUGGAGUUUUAUAAAAGCCAAUCAAAGAUGAAGAUGAUACGACAAUAAAUUAUAUUCUUUGAGAAAAAAAAAAUAUCAAUAAAAUCAUAAAUAUCAACGGUUCAAUUGGAUAUAAUGAGAAUACAAGACUUUAUCAAGCAUUUAUUGUCAAGUAUUGAUCUUAGUGUUGCCAAUAUACUCCCCUCUAGUGAUAGGAAUCCGUUAGUUAGUUAUGUAUAUAUUUGAAAACAAUUGUCUCUAAUUUUUAGGAAUUAACCUUUGUAUUGAAAACACAUGCGCAGAAGUAAUGUAGUGAGAGAAGAAAUGGACAGGCUCGUAACGUGUUAUUGGUUGGAUACAGAUACAAUUUCUAUUUGAUAUUUUGUUUGAAGGAUAAGAAAUAAUUGAUGAGAUACGUAAAAGAUAUUAUAUUUGAAAUGACACACUGCUAUAACAUCUGUAGUAUACAACACGGAAUAAAGAUUUAAUAUAAUGGAAUAAUGGAAUAUUAAAGGGAAAAUUUCACCAGAACACAGACCUGUAAAAACUACAGUAGAUUCAAACGUUGCAUUUUAUUUCAAGGAUAAAGCAGUUGAACUAUGAUGAGUUAGUUGAUUAAAUUUAUUGGGAGUUGUUUGAUGAGUGUUAUGAGUUCAGUGGUUGAAGAUCCUGGAAUUCCUCUCGUUGGAAUGAACGGGAAUCACGUUCAUUAUAAGACAUUAAACGAGUCUACAGAUAGUGUGACUCCAAAAGUUCCAGGUCGAUUUGAAACGGUGGGUAGCCGUCUUGCGAAGAGGAAAGAAUUAUAUUAUCGUCGCAAACGCGCAAAUGAUGCUGCUCUGGGUUUUGCAAUAGCUGGGAUAUUUUUAAUGAUUAUAGAAACUGAAUUAACGCAUGCUGAAGUAUUUACAAGGAGAGAACUUCCAUCUUAUCUAAUCAAAAUGAUGGUAACUGCCUCGACAGUUGCGCUUUUGAUAUUUCUCGGAAUUUAUCAUAGACUUGAUAUCAAACUUUUCAUCGUAGAUAACAGCGUCGAUGACUGGAAAAUUGCAAUGAGUCCAAGACGAGUUGUAAAAAUCGUUGUAGAAUUCUGUACAUGUAUUAUACAUCCAAUACCUGGUGAUUUUACGAUAUGGUGGGAACGUACUGUUUCUCAAGGGGAGAUAAGUCGUACAGACGACGUACCACUAGACGUUGUUUUGUCUCUACCAAUGUUUUUACGUUUAUACUUGGUAUGUCGGACAGUGAUGUUACAUAGUCGUCUUUAUCAAGAUGCGUCAUCUCAAAGUUUAGGAGCUUUAAAUCGGAUUCAUUUUAAUUUCAGGUUUAUAUUUAAGUCUUUCAUGGCCGUACAUCCAACCUAUCUUUUGACUUUGAUCAUUGUAUGUAUGUUCUUUGUAGCUAGUUGGUGUUUACGUUUAUGUGAGAUGUAUGAUAGUUCUCCCGAUGAAGCAGUUCACGCGAACUACCUAAAUUCGAUGUGGCUAGUAGCUAUAACAUUCCUGUCUGUUGGAUACGGGGAUAUUGUCCCAAGCACCUACUGCGGAAGAGGAAUAGCAGUAACUACAGGAAUAUUCGGAGCUGGAGUUACCGCACUUGUUGUGGCGGUUCUUGCAAGAAAACUUGAACUGUCAAGGUCCGAAAAAUAUGUACAUGAUUUUGUUAUUGAUGUCGAUUUGGAUAAACGUCUAAAAAACGAAGCAGCGAAUGUAAUGAGGUCUGGAUGGUUCAUUUAUAAAUAUAGACGAAUCAAACAAAACUCAUCCAAUAGUUUAAAUUACCAAAGAAAGUUACUAGAGGCGAUAUACAACAUUCGGGAAAUAAAAGCCGCACAAAGACGAUUAGUCGAUUCUUCUACGACACUAGUGGAACUUUAUAAAUCUCACUCCGAAAUGGCAAGGUCAGUCGAAAAUGUAAAAGUAAGACAAGGAAUUUUAGACGACAAAAUGGACAACUUAGAAUCAAAGAUACUUUCCAUUCAUGAAAAACUAAAUGCUAUCCAUACAGCCGUAACCCAGAAACAAAAAUAACAUAAUGAAUAAAUACACUGAUAAACACCGCUUACAAUUUGGCAGGGAAUUUUAAUGCUUACAAAAUUGUUAGAAGUUACAAAAAUAAACAGUCUGAGUUAACAUAUUCAAUAAAUCAUUUUACGGUU